CUCUCUCUCUCUCUCCCCCCCCCCCCCGUCCACCAUCCCAGCAAUGGUGCGAUCCGGUGCCAGCGCUGCCAGACGGCUUCAGCCGCGCGGCGGCGGCGAGAUGCGCUGCCGAGGGCUGGCGAGGCUGGUCGGGGUUCUGCGGGGCGAUCCGGGGAGGCACUGGGGCGGAGGCGCGAUCCCCGGGACUAUGGAAGGCGACGGCAGCCGGAGCAUCCAUUCGGACAACAUCGACGCGGUUCACGACGUGCCCAUGCGGGUCAUCAUCCGACCCAUCCCGCCGGUCCUGGAGGAGGCCAAAGUGGAGAGUCUCAUGCGCACCAUCCAGGAGGAGGCUGACCAGGUGCCGCCAAUAGAUGUCCUCUGGAUCAAAGGCCGAGAGGGAGGAGAUUACUUCUACUCCUUCGGAGGGUGUCACCGCUAUGCGGCGUACAAGCGUUUGAACAAGGAGACCAUCCCAGCGAAAAUCGUCCGCUCCACUGUCAGUGACUUGCGCACGUACCUGGGCUCCUCCUUGCCUGACUUGCGAUAGGCGGUGCUCUUGAAACACAACACCCCCAGCCACAGGGGUCAUGACAAGGCCACCUUGUGCAGCUGGAAAGAUGGAACUUGUUAUCAGGCGUGGGCUGAUAACUCUUAUUUCUUCCACGACAAGGACUCGUUGGCCGAGUUGAUAUCCUCCACUUCUGUGCUGGGCACAUUCUGUCUGCCUAUGCUGCUUCCCUCCAAGACUGUUUUGGCUAAGAAGCCAUGGGCAUAAAGAAUGCCAGGCACAUGGUAGUGUUCUUCUGGGUUGAACUGGGUUGAAAUCUGACAUGGAGAGGCAGAAGGGAUCGCUUGGUUGUUGUACCCAAUAUUACCUAAGUCCCAUUCAUAGAAUCAUAGAAUAGUAGAGUUGGAAGGGGCCUACAAGGCCAUCGAGUCCAACCCCCUGCUCAAUGCAGGAAUCUACCUUAAAGCAAGGCCUCUAGUGUGGGAAAGCCCACGACCACCCUAGGUCAUUGGUUCCAUUGUCGUACUGCUCUAACAGUCAGGAAUUUUUUCCUGAUGUCUACCUGGAAUCUGAUUUCCUGUCACUUGAGCCCAUUAUUCCAUGUCCUGCACUCUGGGAUGAUCGAGAAGAGAUCCUGGCCCUCCUCUGUGUGACAACCUUUUAAGUCUUUGAAGAGUGCUAUCAUGUCUCCCCUCAAUCUUCUCUUCUCCAGGCUAAACCUGCCCAGUUCUUUCAGUCUCUCCUCAUAGGGCUUUGUUUCUAGACUCCUGAUCAUCCUCGUUGCCCUCCUCUGAACACGCUCCAGUCGUUUCUCCUUCCUUCUGACUCCUACAAUAAUCUGAAAUUUGUAUCAUUUAAAACAUGUUCUUUAAUAUUUUAAAGAGUUUUUCUUUUAGAAAGUCUAUUUUGGCAAAGAAGCAGAUAAAGUAAUAAAACCAAAUGUUUCAAAA
Elgaria multicarinata webbii is the source of this 1440-nucleotide messenger RNA. It is a transcript of the gene SRXN1, whose product is annotated as sulfiredoxin 1. The record is from RefSeq and is a predicted model, not a curated record. Gene Ontology annotation, cellular component: cytoplasm. Gene Ontology annotation, biological process: cellular response to oxidative stress. Bases 44 to 529 code for a protein of 161 amino acids. NCBI's taxonomy places the organism in Eukaryota, Metazoa, Chordata, Lepidosauria, Squamata, Anguidae. The transcript has 2 exons. Gene Ontology annotation, molecular function: sulfiredoxin activity.